UGCGGCCCGAGCGUUCGUCGGGAGAGGUACUUUCGGUGGCUUUAACAACAUCGCGACCACAUGACAGCCUGAAAAAAAAAUUACGUAAAUAUUUCAACACUCACGCAUUGAUUAUGAAACGUCUGUAACUGUUUAGCUGCAGCACUGAUUCAGGGUACCUUUAAUAAGCAACGCUUGUGUAAGUAGUGUGUAACAAAUGUUGGUUUGAAUUGUGCGCUCCCGUUUGACCCUGGUGAUUUUAUUUUAUUAUAUCGUAUCCUGGUCCCGUUCCGUGGUGUUCACUUAACAGUCCAACCCUGUGUUUUGUUGUGAUUUAUUUCUGAUUGGAUUGUCACUUGUUUUUUGAUGUGACAGUGCUGCCAACAUGGUGUAGACUAAUCAAUGACUGUGCCAAUUUGCGUGCCAAAUAUGGCAAUGUCCGAUGCUAGUGUGACUUUGCUCGCGUUAUAACUUCGAACGGUGCCGUUGUUCAGUAAUGAAACGGUGAAAUAUACAAAAUAAAGAUGGGACGACGACGCUGGAGAUUCAUCACUAUCGCUUCGUGCCUCCUAUUUAUAAUAAAAGACACACAGUGUCAAGAUGAAAACGACUUUUACUACACACCGGUAGAACGAAGUUUUGCUCAAGUACAGCCACCUCUGUUUCCAAAUAGUCGACCCUCGACUUUCUUCGAGCAUGGAGACAACUUUAGAGUUUCGCCAACAGCACAACAACCUUUAUAUAAUGAGGGCCACGUCCGAUUUCCAAGCCCUAACUACAAUCAAAAUCCUUCACCUUUUCAACUUCCCACCGGCAGAAGUCAGUCGGGUACGCAAUACUACAUAAAUCAGCCAGAAGUUGAAACACCGCAACGACAAAGGUUUAGGCCGGCCCUUCCAUUCAACUACCAGCUAGUGCAUCCAGCAUCAACAAAAAGGCCAGAUGUUCCACAAAUACAUUCUGUUGCAUAUCAAAAUGAUCCAUCUAAACCAGAAACUUUCCUGGGUCAGAUUACUAUCAAUAACCCAGACAUCGACUACCUCCGAAAUAGUAGAUUUAAAAAUAUACCAUUUGAUGGUAACAGUUUAAAGAGUAAUGGGCAGAGUGGUCAUAUAUCUCACGACGAGGAUAUAGACAAUGAUAAUCAAGAUCUGUUUGAGCAUCACAGAGUUACUACAUAUAAUCCAAACAAAUUAGUUAGCAAACAAAGACUGAGUAAUAGACCGAAUAACUCACGGUUUUCUCCCCUUGAAACAGGAUCGUUAAAUGAUAAAACAAACUACCGUGACAAUUCUAAUAGAGUUGGAUUUGGUACUGAUACAAGUAUACAUCACAGUUCCUCAACUGAAUAUAAAGCGCUUCUUGACAUAGAACCUUUACUUGAAGAUGACAUAAGUGAUAUAAGUUCAUUUAGAGAACUGAUGAAAAACAAACAGGGUUCUUUCGACGUUGAAGUCAUAAAGUCAAAUCAUACUGAUUCAGAAAAAGAUCAGUCUGAUGAUAGUAAGCCCGAUGCUAGUUCUAUGAAUAUGAAUAAUAUAUCCAAACAAAAAUCGUCAAUAAACAGUCCAACCAGUACAACCGUAUCAACUACUACUAUAAAAGCAACUACGGAAAAAGCUGAAACUGUAGAGCAACAUCUACACGAUGAUACGCAAAGUGAUGAAUUAAAUGAUGAAGAGGAAUAUGAAUAUUACGACGACACUGAAACUCCAGAAGUAAAGCAAACUACUCCUACACCGCAUUCUACAGAACAUGUUACUGAUAUAUAUGAUGAAUAUGAUUCUACAGAGGAAUUCGAAAAUACAACCGAUGAAUCAAAUACCAAUUCAACAGAAACGUUCGAUGUUUUAGUCAUGAAACCCGAGAAAACAAUGGUUCAAGAAGACAAUUUCAAACAUUUUGUAGAUACUACUAUGAUAGAUCAACAAGAAAAUGUAACAUUUGUGCUUAAAAAGGAACCCUCCAUAUCCAAUGAAGAAGUUUCUUCUGUAGAAUCACCUUCGAUUCUUGGGCAAGAAGUUGUCUCCGUUGUAACUACAAAAAGUGUUGUAAACGGAACGAUAUCAAUCCCUGAUGUCACCUUUGCUCCAACAACUGCUAAAGUAACAAUAAAAUCCGAUGUCUCAGAAGACAAUUCAAGUAAUGACUCAUCAACAUCCGUUACAACUGAAAAUUGGAUAGUAGUCGCAUCUGUUCAAACAAGCAGGAGUGUUUCUGGUGCACGGUUUUUACCAUUCCCAGCUGUGGGUCAGGAAGAAAAGAAACAAAUAUUAUCAGAUGAAGAAGACGAAGAGGAAUAUGAAGGAGACGAUGAACCUGUUACCAAAAAUCCUAAAUUCGAUGAUACAAGAAAUAUUUCUAAGAGCUCUUCUUCUACUGAAAAUAUAAAUGAUAAAUUAGAUAGCAUUCAAUCUGAAUUGUCAAGUGAUGUCCUUUCAGGUUCAUUAGACAAAGAAAAUAAAAAUAUAGAGCUUAUAACAGAAUCUACGACGGAACUUACUACUACAACAACGACCACGACAACCACUACAACUCCUUCCACUUUAAAUGUAUUUACGGUAAAGAGCAAGCAAGUACCUAAUAUAACAGAAAAGUCCUCCCCUGAUCCUCUCCCAGUGAUGAUAAAGAAGUUUACUCCACGUGCAUCAACAUCUACAACUACACCAAAGCCUAAGAAAAAGCUGGUUACAGUUAUGGAUGAUUUGUCUGGACUAUUGCCACCUGGGUACAAGCCAAGACUAUCAUUUAAAGACAAACGAACUAGUACCACUACAACGACGACUACAACAACAACAACGACACCAGCGCCAUUAUAUGAUGAAGCAGGGCUGAACGGAACCCAAGGUCGUUCAUCAGGAAUAAAUACUAAGAACAGAGUUAUAAUAUUAGAUGAUAAGUCUUUACUUCCUAAAGAAUACAAACCUAAACAACAUAAACCACAAGAGGACGUGGUGACGAAGUUCCAAAAAGACGACAUAAGUAAAUUUUUACCACCAGGCUUUAAAGCAACGUCUUCGGAAGCUCCAGAAGUAAAAGACACAAUCAAACCAAUUUUAGAUAAAUUAAAACAAGUAGAUAUCUCCUCUUUCUUGCCGAAAGGUUUUAAUUUAAAUUCCUCAACAACUGAAAAAGGAAAGGUUGAUACGGAGUUACUUCCCAAAGUUGUACCUGUUAGUGAUAUAUCAUCAUUUUUACCUCCGGGAUUUAAACUAAACUCUACUGAGAAAGAAGAAGAAGUGAGUAAUGUUCCAAUAUUGACUAAUGUCAAAAUUGCCGACAUAUCAAGUCUCCUGCCACCUGGAUUUAAAUUAAACAGUAGUGAAGAAGUUAUUUCAUCAAGUACUACGACCAAAGCUCCAGGUGGAAUAAAACUUGUGUUCCCAUCUCGACCUGGUAGCAAGACAGGUAGAAAAACUACUGCUAGACCCAAUACCAGCAUGGGUCCUGUACCAGUGACACCGAAAAUUCAAAAGGGUUGGCCUACAAGAGCUUCCACUGAAUUCACUGGAUGGCCAUCGCCAUCUACUACACCAUUUUCAAUUGAUAAAUUAUUGGAGGCUCAAAGGAAUGCCACAGCAACAAGUCCGAUGCCAGAUUUCUCAGAAGCAACAACGCGACGAUCUACUACGACUUCGACUACGACACCAGUUCCACCCGCUCCCACCACUCCAGGAGUUUGCAGGAAAGAAUGCGAAAUUGCUGCUACUAUAAAAAUCGUUGCAGGAGCAGAAUGGGUGCCUGAAUUAUUGGAUCGAAACACGCAGGAAUGGCAAAAGCUAGCAAAUGAAGUAAAAGAGGAGCUUAAUUCUGUAUAUUCUAAGGCGAACAAUCUAAAAAAAUGGUAUAAAAAUAUUCGCAUAGACGUAUUUACUAAGGGAUCAGUCUUAGUUGACUACUUUAUCGAGUUGAACGACGUUCAAGAGAGAGUUGAUACAUUAGAUCUGAAGAAAAUGUUCCAUCAGUCUCUUCACGAAGCAAAACCAGGAUCUGUUGUUGAAACACUACAAGUUCAAUCAAGUGACGAGUUUGAUCCAGAUCAGAUGAUGGGUGAUCAACCAGACGAAGAUAGAAUGAAAAAAAGUAACGAAAAAAUGACUAAAACAAUUGAUAAGUCUGUCGGUAAACUGGAAAUCGGAAAAUUUGUUAUGGACCCCGCGUAUACUGAAUUUAUAGUUUUACCAAAACGAGAAGAACCGACUCAAGAGAGUGAUACUGACGAUGAAGCUCUCCUGCCUCAGUGGGGUAUCGCUGUUAUUGUAAUAGCUCUUGCUUCGCUUUUGUUCGUCGUAAUAUUUGGGGUCACUGUGCUGGUGAAUCGGCAGAAGAGUACAAAAGCUAAACAGCCUAUCCCACUUAGUGAAGAUAUGCUCCGAGAGCUUGACAAAAGUCAUAUGGGAGGUUUUGAUGAUAUUCAUCAAGUCAAACAAGACAGAGAGUUGCCCUAUCUUCCAUCGGGAAAGCGUUUGUCGACGGCGUUCAUAGAGCAGCUAGCAUACCCAAAUCCAGGAGAUUCCUGGAGAUCGGAAUGGACACCGCAAUUGCAAAAGUACAUGCAACACUACACACCGGACUCCGGUCGAGGAUCGCAGAUAUACGGGCCCGUUGGAAAUGGAUAUGGGUAUGGUGGUGGUGGAGGUUCGCAACUCUACGGGCAAACGGGAGGAGGGUCGCAACUGUACGGCUACACCGGGGAAUACCCGCGAUCGCACUACUCGCGCCGGCGAUCAGAGUACGACAGCAACUUCUAAAACAUCCCGAGGACAUUUCUAGAAGACACUCUUGAGACUUGACAUACUUUUGACAAUAUCGUCUUUAUAACCUCAAUUUAAUUAGUGUCCCGAAACUCUAUUGUCACUUCACGUUUCGAUCAUCAACAUCAGUUACAGGUUGUGAAAAUUAUAUGUUGUAUUCAUCCAAUCUUUAAUUAUAUCACAGAAUUUAUACGUAUUUUAUAUUAAGCAUAAUAUUUUUAGCAGCUUUUAGUCCGGCCUAUUUAGGACUUUACAGUGCCAACCGUAUAUUUUGCGUUUUGUAUUUAAAAAUAUAUAUUCAAACAAACAACAACUGAAAGUUUUAAAUGAGUAAAAUUGUCUGCCAAAAUUUUAACUAUACGACUGAUUGUGAGAUGUAAAUAAUGUAGAUUAAGAACUCACCAAUAUUAUAAAUCAAGUUAAGUACUUAGAGAAUAGUAAGAGAGACUACAUAAGCGUGAUAUUUCAUUCGUACCGAUACCGUUAUAUCUUAACACUAUCCGAAGAGUGCAAUAAAGGAGAAAAAGGUUAAUAUUCCAGUGUCCAGUGAAACUUGAUACACAUUCAUUUUAUCGAAAUCUAUCGCGUGUCACGUUCGGUGUUUUUAUAAAACGAUGUAAGUGUGCUGUGUAAGCGAAAAAAGUCUAUAAGAGUUUGCUCAAAUAUAUGUAUGAUGUACGGCUGAAAAUGAAACAUCGCGCUGUUGUAGAAUAUUCGCUCUAUGAAAUAUUCUCUGUAGAUAUUUCUGCAUACCUAUAUUUGCUCAGAAAGACGUGGAGCGUCAAUCGGCAACUUGUGAGCGUUAAACGCCCCUUUGUGCCAAAUGUUCGGUCGACGUAUUGUAUAUAAAAGAAAAAGUAUAAAAUUCCCCUUUAUUAGAGGAUAGGUGGUUGUAGUUAUGUGGCUGCAAACCCCAUAGAGUCACAUCCGAAUUCAAAACGGAAAAGUGAUUUUGUAAUGCGAGCGAGUUUAAUUUAUGUGAGCGCGAUGAAAGUAUUUGUUUGCAAAGUAGAUAGAUCCACGAGAUGGGCUUUAUAUGAUGUGUAAUUUUUAGAAUAGUCUUGGAGGGAUUCGCUUUUGAAUGCGGGUGUAAUUCAUUACACAAGAGUGGUAGGUACCUAAAGCUUAGAGGAAAUAUUCCAUACAAGCAGGUGAAUUGUGUGGAAACAUCUCAACAAAAUCUUGUUCAUUUUUUUAAGAAUUUACUAUUAAUAAAAAUGUUAUCGAUCUACAAUUUUAUUAUCGAGAUUAACAUCAAGUGGGUAUAAAUAUACCUACGUUUAAUAAAAUCAAAAUUUUAUUGUUACUAGCUGUUAGAUUCAAUAAAACAAAGCUGAAAAUUUUAAAUGUUUUCUCUGAAAUGAUCCCUUUCAUAAUAAUAGAUGUCGAUGUCGAUUGUUGUUGUAAAUUUCUGAAAUUAUGAAAAAGAGAAAUAUUAUUUGUAUUUAACUACCAAUUAGCAUAAGCAUAGUUGCAUGAUAAUUCGUGUAUAUAAAAUCAAUUUUUGUACAUGUAGAUUUCUAAUUUAACUAUCAUAAUUAUAGUUAGUGACAAACUAAACAAAUAAGACAUUGAAUAUAGAUAUAUACCUGUAUUUCAGUGUAUUAAUUAUUACACACCCUUGAUAAAGUCGAAGACAGCCACAGGACAAAUUAUCCAAAAGGGUAAAAUUUUUCCAAAUGAUUUUAAGCCUUAAUUAGCAUAACUUACGAUUCAUAAUCGGCUGAGAAAAAAUUGUCAUUUUUGGUUUCUUGAUGUGUGACUGACUAUUUAAUAAUAAAAAAACCCAAAUCUUCAAGAGUACAAACAAGCCAAAACAUUUGGCGUAAACGCUACACAAGAGCAUAAGUCGUUAUAGCCCAACUCUAUUUGUGCUAAUAGUUUUAGUCUUUUUAUGUGGCUGGAUAGGUAUAUAAUAAUAAAAGCAAAUAGAACAUUAUAUAUCAUGGUUGCAACCAUAAAACAAUGAUAUGGUUAAGAUUUCUUUAUUAAUUGUCAUUCCUAGAGGAUAGCAAACGACGAACAGAUCUCAUUAAACAAGUUUUUAUUACUUUCAUGAGAGCAUUAGCCUGUUCGCCUAGUAAGUAAUCUUUGUUUUGCAUUUCCCCGAUGAAAGUUUAUGGGAUCCGUCGAGAUGAGUUGCCUUCCGCCUUAGGUGACAAUUUAUAUUCCAGAGCCGUGGGGCAAGUGGCGUAAUGACUUUUACUUUGAUACAAUUCCACCUAGGACUUAAUUAAUGUUUAAAAAUAAUUACUUGUAUAAGUAAUUAUAAACAACUCGUAAGGUAAGUAUCUACGAGUACGUAGAGCUAAGACUUUUCGUUGAGCGUAAUAUUAAAAAAUACUCCCAUAAUCUUUUGGGAAGAGCAUAAAUCAGAGGAACACCGCGAAAUAGUUAAUGAAUGGGCAAUUACCUAUUCCCUAUAAAAUGCUUGUGUCGGCCUCAUAAUGCUUAUGGAAGCUAUUUUCAUGUGAAAUUAGUGAGAUAAACACGCUGAAAGUGCUGAAAAGUUAUUACAUCUACAACCAUGCUUUAAAACCUCUAUUAAAGUUUCUGAAACAGCUUAUUGCCAAAACUAAAACAUCCAAUUUCGUAAUUAAAAAAAAGACUAUCGUAACACCCAAAUGGGUGUUACAAUGUUUUUUUUAUAAAUUUCAUAAUAACACUCUUUCACUUUUUAAAUCCCUUCCUCGCCAAGGAGUUACUUAUCAUACAGCCACAAUUUUCACUGCUCGAUGGGUGGUAUUAUGAAAACCCAAAUUCAUAUUUUAAUAACCCUCAUUUGCAAAAGUUGCAUAAAUAACUAUUAUUCAUUAAAAUCGACACCAGCUGUAUUAAAAUUGUCACUCUGGUAAAUUUAUUACUUAGGUUCUUAUAUUUUAAUAUUCUUUUGUAUGUCUUAAAUGAAACUUGAAUGAAAAAAAAUACUAUAAAUAAGUUCAAAACGAUUAGCUAAUAAAUAGAUAAUCACGUUAAGUAUAGGUCUAUACCUGCUAUACUGCGCUCUAGGUUCAUUAAUUCAUCCAUCGCGUACCUGCAAUAAUUACUUUCCGGAGCUACUCAGUCCGUGGAUAGACUUCUGCAAACUUCGCAAGAAAGUAGUUGGUUCUAUGUUUAUAAUUGACAAUCAAGUACUGCUGUUAUUAUAGAAGUGGAAAUUAAAAAACAAACUAUCUCCAGCAAUUAUAAUCUAAUUUCUUUUCAACUGAAUCCAAAGUUUAUUUAUAUUGUCGCGGUAUUUCUUUAUAAUUAAAUCAUCAACCUAUUAAUGACCCCACUGCUGGAAUGCUAACAUAGGCGUUAUAUAUAUGGGCCAUGGGCCACGCGGCCCUAGUCCUAGUACGGAUUCGUGAAUGUGCACGACUGCGGAUUUUGUUGGGGCGAUUGAUGUAAUGUGCUUUUCAAAGCACAGAGAAUCUAAAAUAUUGUAAAAAGAUAGGUUUUAAAAUUAUAUGAAUUUCGACUGUUUUAUCUCAGAAACUUGGAUCAAGAGAGAAAGGAGAUUGCUCAGCUUCCAUACAUAUUUGGCCUAAAGACCAAUAAUCAUGAAAAAUUGUUUCCUAGAUUCGAAAUAAUAUAUAAAUUACUGUAGAAACGAAUAUUAUUGACGGACACCCCUGAGAACUUCUAUAAACCAUAUACACUGAACAUAUUAAAAUAAUAAAAAACAAAAAAGUUAUAUAGUAAACUAGGGAAAUCAAGCCAAGUACCGAAAUUAUGGAUUAGAUUCAGGUAUAUAGAGCAUGUAGAUUAACAGAUAGUUGCCUGUUUUUAAAGUUAAUGCAUAAGAGUAGGUAACUUUUAAAAUCAGGUGUCAUUUCCGGUUAUAUUAAGGUACUCUGUGAUAGAAACUGUGUGAUGAUUGUGAAUGAGCCACAGAUUAGAGAGAAUUUUUAAACUCUCGUUAACCAAAGAAAGCUAAGAGAUUUAGGUUCUAUAGCCAUAGAUUCAGUAGCUUCAUUAUUUUUGUUAUGUUUUUAAGAUAACCAUAUUUUAUAUUUUUAGUGUAUCACACCUUAUAAUUUUAUUUAUUUAUUAAUUUAUAGUCAGGGAACGUAGGCCCAUAGAUAGAUACCUUAAAGUCUAACAUAUAUACAGAUUAUAAUGUGUUUAUGGAGGUCUUUGGCGAAAAAUGUAUGGCAAUAGACUUUAUGAUGUCGCCUACCAUCUAUAAUAAUUGUCUGAGCACAUUUGCAUCUAGUGAAAAUGAUAAUAUAGUUGUGGAUAUUAAUACCACAGUGUAAUAAAAAAAAUGAUUUAUUUUAUCGAUCUUUACAAAAUAGAUUUGUUUUAAUGUUAUAUAAACAACUUCGAUCAGUCUUUGGCUGAAUGUUACUACACCCAUAGCCAUUAAAAAUGAUUCGUAUGUUUUCCAAACCGGUAAAAUUAAAAGUCCUUUUUAAAGUAAAUAUAUUACACAAAGGUGUCCGUUGAAAUCUAAUGACUGUAAAUUAAAUUAUAAAUUACGCCAAGAAUUACCGUGUAUGUCAAUAUUUUUUGUGCAUUUGGGCCAAUUUGAGCAAUCUCCUUUAUUUUCUCGUAAUGUAGCAAAUUAAGGCCCGUAUUAUAGAAAGAUUCUCAGUGAUUGAUCUAGUCUUGAGCAUAGUUAGAAAGGGAUGUCGCUAUACAUAGCACAUAGCGAUAUCCCUUUCUAACUGUACUCAAGUCAAGAUCAACACUUAUUUGUCAUUCUGUAAUACGGACCUACGUCUACUUAACAAAACUAUUCAAAAAGUUACACUAUCGAAAACUGUAAUUACCAAAAUAUGAAAAAAGUCGAAAGUUACGCAGCUUUUUUCGAUUUUUGACAUAGUGACGUUGGGCGCUCGAGGUCACAAACUUCGUUGGGCCAGAUCAAUGGCGGGGAGAAAUGAUGCAGUAUAUCCACGACAAUGACCAACGCCGUGUUGGUUUGCUGUUAACAAACCCUCGCGACUCUGGUAAUUGCGUGAUGCAUUCGGCAAGCGGCAAGCAGCCUGAGGGCUGCUAGUCGGUGCGGGUAUACUUUAACGUGCACACACGCAAGUGUGGCAUACGUCAAAUCGUCCUCGUCCCCUACCGGCAGCCCGGCCCGUACCCGCUUUUCAAUUAUUUCUGUCUCUAUAAUUGAGUCACGUAACUUCUCAACCUAUGACGCUCACAUGCAUCACCAUCAAUAACUGUGCCUAAUAAAUGGUUUUAAGAAAAUGGGUUUCGGGUUAACCUACUAGUGGUCGAAUUUAUUAUUGUCAACGUAUUAUUCGUUAUAACAAGAGGGUUGACUUUUCCAAAGGUUUUGAGUUGAAAUUCUGCUAUGAACAUUAAUACACCUUAUAAGCACAAAUAAUUGAUUCCGUGUCAUUUCAAGUCAUUGUGUUUGUUUGACUAACACUCACGCAUGCCCGUGACUCCAUAUUAUGUAAGUACAAAUCAAUUAGAUUCGCAGAAAAAAUCCAUCCUCUUGUAAAAACAAUCCUCUGAAAUAUAUUUUUACAACAAAUAGUAAUUACUUCGUCUUUUACUUUCUAGAGUCCUCUUAAUCUUCAUGUCAUAAAAUACAGAUAUUGUUUUAGCGGUAUGCCGUCAGAUAAAGUGUUUAACGAAAAUUUAAAACCUAAAUUUUUUAUGUUGUUUUAAAUAUAUUAAUUCUCAGGUUAAUUAAUUCUUAUUCUUUCAUAAAAGCUUUUGAUCCC
Messenger RNA from Chilo suppressalis (striped riceborer), 10405 nucleotides. Lineage: Eukaryota; Metazoa; Arthropoda; Insecta; Lepidoptera; Crambidae. The record is from the annotation of a GenBank genome assembly.